AUGAGUUCUUCAUCUUCUUCUUCUUCUUCUUGGUCUCGCAGUAAAUUUCUUGAUUCAGUAUUUAUGAUCGGACAAAAGGAAGUAACAAGAAUCUUGAUUCUGUUUCUUGGUUUGACUGCUUCAUGUCUUGUUUUAUACAAAACAGCUUAUCCUCUGCAACGACUUAAUGUCAACAAUCUCAGUUCUCUUUACGCUUCUCCAUCUUCACCAUUGCCAAAUAUCAACUCAUCAGAGAUUUCUCAAGAAACAGCUAAACCAAAGAUCAGUUUCAAGGAGAUUUUGGAGAAUGCUACGACGAAGAACAAUACAGUGAUUAUAACGACACUGAAUCAAGCUUGGGCAGAACCAAACUCUUUGUUCGAUCUCUUCUUAGAGAGUUUUCGUAUCGUACAAGGAACACAACAACUGUUGAAACAUGUAGUAGUGGUUUGCUUGGAUCGCAAGGCGUUUGAACGAUGCUCACAACUUCAUACUAACUGUUACCAAAUUGAAACCUCAGAAACUGAUUUCUCCGGAGAGAAAGUUUACAACACUCCUGAUUAUCUCAAGAUGAUGUGGCGCAGAAUCGAGCUUCUUACACAAGUUCUCGAGAUGGGCUUUAACUUCAUAUUCACGGACGCAGAUAUAAUGUGGCUUCGAGAUCCAUUUCCCCGGCUAUAUCCAGAUGGAGAUUUUCAAAUGGCAUGUGAUAGAUUCUUUGGAGAUCCUUUCGAUUCAAACAAUUGGGUCAAUGGUGGCUUCACAUACGUGAGAUCAAGCAAUAGAAGCGUUGAGUUUUACAAAUUCUGGCACAAAUCUCGUCUAGACUAUCCAGAGUUACACGACCAAGAUGUGUUCAAUAGAAUCAAGCACAAGCCUUUUAUCACUGAGAUUGGGAUUCAAAUGAGAUUCUUUGAUACCGUUUACUUUGGUGGGUUUUGUCAAACGAGUAGAGACAUCAACUUGGUUUGCACGAUGCAUGCAAAUUGUUGCAUCGGAUUAGAGAAGAAGCUUCAUGAUCUGAAUAUUGUUCUUGAUGAUUGGAGAAAGUAUCUGUCUUUGUCGGAACAUGUGCAGAACACGACUUGGAGUGCUCCUAUGAAGUGUUUGGAGGAUUAAGGAUAUUUUUAAUAUAGAUUUGGAUGAAAAGUGUAUUAGGAAUGAAGUGUCUUUAAGGACUCUAAUCUAAUCACAUUGGUUUUCUUUCUGAUUUUAGUU
This is a messenger RNA of Brassica oleracea var. oleracea, 1197 nucleotides long. RefSeq lists its product as uncharacterized. Lineage: Eukaryota; Viridiplantae; Streptophyta; Magnoliopsida; Brassicales; Brassicaceae. The record is from RefSeq and is a predicted model, not a curated record. Bases 1 to 1098 code for a protein of 365 amino acids. The transcript has 4 exons.